Durio zibethinus is the source of this 2103-nucleotide messenger RNA. Lineage: Eukaryota; Viridiplantae; Streptophyta; Magnoliopsida; Malvales; Malvaceae. The record is from RefSeq and is a predicted model, not a curated record.
AAGGGUAAAUUCGAAAUUGAAAUUGUUAUGGCAUAGGCCUAAAACCCCAAAAGCCAAAACCCUUCACUACCGUGACAUACGUUCGGUUGAAUAAACAAAAAAUGACAGGCGUGAAGCUCCUCCUUUCUCAGGCACGCCGCCUCUCCCUCCCCCAAUUCUCCUCUUCUCCUUUCCUUCCUCUUAACAGAUUCCUCUCUUCCUCUUCUUCUUCCUUUCCUCCCCAAACUGACUCCGAAUCCUCUGUCGACAACCAUUCCCAAUCCCUUCCCAUUCAACCAGUCUCCUACGCCCCCAAGCCCAAAGACCCAACCCCCCCUCACCCACAACAAGAACAACAACAAACACAACCAGACCAAAACCCUCAACAUGCACCAGCAGCCCCCGAAGGGCCUCGAUCCAUGUGGAGCCGGGAAGACCUCCGCUAUGUCAAAGAUUUACCCAACAUCUCACCCGUGUCGUAUCCUGUACGCGUGGCCCCUCUCCCCGAGGAUCGCUUGUUGGUGUCUGAACAAGAUGGGGAGAUGAGGAAGGAAGAAAGCGAGGAGAUGGUGAGAGAGAGCGGAAGAAUUCAGGCCGAGAGUCGAGUUUGGAGGAGACCUUUUAGGAUUGCGGCUCAGGAGGAGAAAGUUGUGAUUCCCUUUCCUAUGCUGAUUAACCCUGCGAAGAAGACCGAGAAGCGGGCUGUUCUUGAUUUGAUGGACGCCAUUAGGGAAGUGAAGGCUAAUGCCAAAGCGAAGUUUGACGAAACUGUUGAAGCACAUGUGAGGUUGGGUAUCGACCAAAAGCGAUCUGAGCUAAUUGUUCGUGGUACAAUGGCACUUCCUCAUGGUGCUAGGAAGGAAGUUAGGGUUGCCGUCUUUGCUGAAGGAGUAGAUGCUGAUGAAGCUAGAGCAGCUGGAGCUGAUAUUGUUGGUGGUGCUGAACUUAUCGAGGAAAUUGCAACUUGUAUCCAUGCAGGCACUGGCAAGAUUGAUUUUGACCGAUGUUUCUCAACUCAUGGUUUCAUGAAACGUCUUUAUAAGAUAUCAAAGAUUCUGAAUCAGCAUGGUCUGAUGCCAAACCCCAAACAAGGUACUGUAACCAAAGAUGUAACCAAGGCAGUCAAAGAUGCAAAACAGGGUCAUGUAAAAUUCAGAAUGGACAAAACAUCAAUUGUGCAUGUCGGACUUGGAAAGGUGAGCUUGUCAGAGGAGUUUUUGCGUGACAACGUUGGUGCAUUUAUGAAUUCUAUUUUGCAAGCAAAGCCCGCAGGAUUAAAGAAGACUUCCAAGUAUGCUGGGUAUGUGAACUCCUUCCAUAUCUGCAGCACUAUGGGUCCAGGUUUUCUUGUCUCAAUACAGUCAUUGACCAGAGCGGCAGAUAACUAUAACAAAGUGUAUCUUAAUGCCUGAGUCAUUUACCCGGACCAGCAGAUCACAACUACAGCAAGAUGCAUUUUAAUUCCUGAGUGGAUAGUUCCUUAGCGACGAAUGUGCAUUCACUGAAACCCUUUCAUUCCUCUUAAAGAUGAAAGGUCCUAUGUAAUGCCAAGAUGUAGGUAUAGGAUGAUGAAUAGUUUGAAUUUUUUUUUUGUAAUAUGCUGAUAUUCAUAGCAGCUUUAGAUCUGUCCCUGCUGGUAUAAACCAAGGUCAGUGUCUUUUUAGUUUUUCAUUGUGUUGCCCCAUUUUUUCUCAAACAUUUUGUCAAAAUGCUUUCAGUGGGUUGAAGAUGACAACACCCAAUAUUUCAACAUGCUGCUUUUUUAUUUGUCAACCUUGUUGAUAAAGUUUUCUUGAUUAUUAAUUCAUCAGCAAUUAAGCAUGCAUAAUAAGCUUGUCAGUGUCUGUUGUUAGAUUAUACUCUUAGGUAUUACUGAAAGUUUCACAAGUGGGUUUAUACAAUUAACUCCUAUUCAUUUAGUAAUUCUGUAAACUUAAUAAUUUUGAAAUUAUAUUCAAAUGUGCAUUGGCAAUUCUAUAAAUUUAUGAGUUUAAAACUUCUUUUGUUAGUGGAUGACAUGAAAUAAUAGUUUUAGGUGUAAAGAAUUAGUCCUACCACUUUUGUUGAUUACUUUAAAAUACCAUUUGGUAUCAUUUUCAGAAUUAAUCAUGGUAAUUUAAUUAU